This is a messenger RNA of Batrachochytrium dendrobatidis JAM81, 1857 nucleotides long. RefSeq lists its product as uncharacterized. The transcript has 4 exons. Lineage: Eukaryota; Fungi; Chytridiomycota; Chytridiomycetes; Rhizophydiales. The record is from RefSeq and is a predicted model, not a curated record. Bases 61 to 1857 code for a protein of 598 amino acids.
AUUAAACCGUCUGGUUGGAUAUUCGAUACAAUCUAACAGAUUGGGCUUGAUUCUGGACUGAUGCAGCAAGCUGGUACUGAUGACAGCACAUGGUGGUUUCAUAUUACAAAUCAAGAUUUAGAUACAAUUGAGGCUGCCUUGUCAUUAGCUACUACUACAAACACAUGUAUUGCACUGGAUGAGGGCCAUAACUGGAGGAGUAAUGUGCCAACUGCACUCAACCUAUCUACUCCAAAUACAUCUCAAGUAAUAGAUAUCGACGUAGUUCAAGUAUUUAGAGCCUUGUCUGCUAUUGAGAAUGAAGAGUCUGCAUCAACCAUAGUAUCUUCCAAUAAUCAGAUGAACACCAAUUCUCAUUUCAUCUUGCCCAUAUCUCGAGAGAAUUCUGCAAUUAGACGUCGAGUCAAAGCUCAAAGAAAUCUAGUACGGACUGUCUUGCUUCUCAUGGGUCGCAAGAUGCCAGAUAUGACUUGGUCUUCGCGACUUGAGUAUCUACGAAAUAAAUUAACAGAAAAGUCUAUAGAUCAGUCUACAUUUGCACAAACUAUAGCUACAGAAGUUUUGGUUCAUGAUCGACAUCCAGAAAUAUCGAGUUUAAAUAGGAAUUCUACAAUCCAUGUUGCCCACGAAUUCAAUAUAUCAGCAGCUCAGCAGAAGCAUAUUCCAAUAUCUCAAUCAAAUACAGUUGAUUUAGGCUCAUAUAUACACACACAUCAUCCACACGGAGUUGUUUUUCAUCAUGUCAAUCCUCAUAUCCACUACACCACAUUAAAAUCAUCUACUCAACCAAAUCAUCAUACAUUAAACCAAAACACCAACAACAUCAAACCAAUGCAGUAUAUGGAUUCAAACUUAGAUGCUCGUAACCUUCAACACUACUCUAUUCCUUUAAAUCAAGAAGCAGGACAUAAUCAAACAAACCUUGAAAACAUUCCUGACAAACCUACGCGACCUACUGCUGGUGCUCUCAACUUGAAUAGUUCAAAUUACAUUCAAGACCCACCUUUAUCAAAAGAUACUCGAGCGGCUUCAAAUAAAAAUGAUCAAGCUUUUUUAGGUUUAGGGCAAACAGAAUUUGACAUGAGCUCUAUUCCACACGUUGAAUUCGAUCUUGAAGAUCAACCGAGCGAAUCAGUUCAGCCUGAUCAAGUCACGCAGUCGUCUACUUUGUCCACGCUUCAGCAUUCUAACUUGCACGAUACGCGUUAUACUUUAUCUCAAGGCUCUUAUGCUCCAACUUUUUCGUCAACUCAUGCAAACAAAUCUACUCUGCAGUCAAAUACAGUUUUUCAAAAUCAUCCCUCUUAUACUCUCAAAACAACCACAGAUCAAUUACCUAUGUUCAAAUCUUUCAUUUCUUGGAAAAGUCACAUUGCAAAAGCAAAACAGGAUCGAAACUGGGUUGUUCGGCAGUGGAUUCUGGCAACAGCAUUUUGGAGAAAAAACUUGCUUCGAUCGUAUACCACACAUUGGCAUUAUGUAGCGGUAUUGAGCGCUAAUGCAACAUAUUUUAAAAACCAGACCAUUCAACGCACCAUACUUGUUUUUUGGUACAAAAAAGCAUUAGUUCAAAAGCGUCUUUAUUGUGAAAGAUUACUUAAAAGUUCAUUUACUGCAUUGAGACAAAAUGUCAAUUCUCAACAUGCUGCUGUGCAUGCUUUUCAAAAACAGCAUAUUAUUGAGCCCAUUUUUCAUUUUUGGCGGACAGGUUCUCGUGUAAAACGACAGCGUAAUGCCCAGUUUCUACGGCUGAUCAAAUGCACAGUGGAUGCCAAAGAAAAUCGUAUGAAACAUAUUAGUUUCAAGGCUAGUAUGAUGAUCAUGAUUUACCGAAUCUUUGAGUUGGCACACAUCUAA